Molecule: messenger RNA, 1273 nt
Organism: Cornus florida
Lineage: Eukaryota; Viridiplantae; Streptophyta; Magnoliopsida; Cornales; Cornaceae
Product: TMV resistance protein N-like
Exons: 1
Coding region: 34-504 (156 amino acids)
Biological process (GO): signal transduction
Source: RefSeq, a predicted model, not a curated record
CCUUUCAUGUGGUCUCCUGUUUGAGCUUUGAAAAUGGCAGCUUCCUGGGUUUACGACGUGUUCCUGUCUUUCAGCGGUAUUGAUACCCGUAAGAAAUUCACCGCCCAUCUCUUGGCCGCGCUGAAUCGGCAUGGUUUUUACACAUUUAGAGAUGACACUAAACUCAAAAGAGGAGAAGAAAUUGGUCCCGGAUUGCUAAAAGCAAUCGAGCAAUCUAAGGUUUCUAUUAUAAUAUUCUCCGAAAACUACGCAGCCUCAAGAUGGUGCCUUGAUGAGCUUGUAAAGAUCAUGAAUUGCAAGAGGACACUCAACCAGAUUGUUAUUCCUAUCUUUUAUGACGUGCAACCCUCCGAAGUUCGGUCACCGAUGGGUUGUUAUGCAAAAGCAUUUGCCAAUCACGAAAAGCAGUUCAAGGAAUCGGUGAAGAUUUGGAGGUCGACUCUAACUGAGGCUGCCAAUUUAUCUGGUCAGGUCCUACAAAGUGUGGCCAACGGGUACUUUUAACUCUCUUUUCUUCAAAAAAAAAAAAUAAAUAAUAAUAAAAAAAAAUAAUAAAAUAAAAUUGUAAUCUAAAACAUUACCAAUUUGUUCACACAUCUAUUUUGAUCUUUCAUCUAUCUCUACGUAAAAAUUGCUUAGCUUCAUUUUUUUGAAUUUCAUUUUUCUCUUACAACGGUUGAAAUUUUUUAUUUUUUAUUUUUGGCCAGAUGUGAGUCAACCUUUAUUGAGAUUGUUGUUGGAGUAGUCGCAAAGAUAUUAAAUCCUACAUGGUUAAGUGCUCCAGACUAUCCGGUUGGAAUAGAAUAUCGUGUUGGAAAACUGAAUUCCUUUCUACAUUUGGAUUCAAUUGAUUCAAAUAAAGAUGUUAGGAUUGUUACCAUAUGGGGAAUUGGGGGUAUAGGUAAGACAACAAUUGCUAAAACUUUGUAUAAUCGCAUACAUAGGAAGUUUGAAAGUAGUAGCUUUCUUGCAAAUGUUGGACGAACUUCGAUGCAGCCCAACGGCCUUGUUGAAUUACAAGAAAAGCUUCUUUGUGAUAUCCUCCUAACGGAUGGAAAUCAGAGAAUAAGAAGCGAGGAUUAUGGAAUUGAGGUGAUAAAACGGCGAGCAUGGUGUCGAAGGGUUCUUCUUGUUCUCGAUGAUGUGGAUAACAUCAACCAACUGAGGGCAUUAGCCAUAAAUCGUGAUUUCUUACGUCGUGGAAGUAGAAUCAUAAUAACAACCAGAGAUUUGUCUUCAGUUAGUUCGCUUGAAAUGAAUGAGGUAUAUAUGC